AUGCCUCUGCCAGUCAUUCCUCUGACAGCAGGAUGCGCCCUUAUCGCUCUUGCACUCUACAAGUUCAUCGUUCAUCCGGCUUUCCUCUCUCCUCUAUCCAAGGUUCCGAGCGCGCACUGGACUUCAAGAGUCUCUCCGCUUUGGAUCUACUACCAUCGGCUACAGCAGAAUGAUACUGUUGCCGUCCACGCGGCACACCAAAGGCUAGGGCCCAUUAUCCGCCUCGCACCGAAUGAGCUGUCAGUCAACUCUGUUGAAGGCGGUAUUCGAACCAUAUAUGCUGGCGGAUUCGAGAAGGGCACUUGGUACUCCAACUACUUUUCUAAUUAUGGCGUGGAGCCAAUGUUCGCAAUGGAAGGGCACUCCGAGCAUUCCAAGAGGAAACGAAUGCUGAGCAACGUCUAUGCCAAGUCAACACUACGAGCGAGCCCGGCGCUGGCGAAGCAGACGGACAUUAUACUCGAUGACCGACUAUAUCCACGUCUGAAGGCUGCAGCAGAGUCCGAAACCCCCAUUGAAAUGUACGAUGUCUUUGCUGCAGUCACGAUGGACUUUGUAUCGGAAUACGUGUUUGGCAUGAAGAACGGCACAAACUUCGUACAGAAUGUAGAAGAGGGCACGAAAUUAUUUCGCGACUUCAAAGCAAGGCAGAAGUAUACCUUCUGGCCACAAGAGUUGCCGAGUUUCACCAGCUUCAUGAGUCGCAUUGGGCUCAAGUGGCUGUUGGUGCCGGAGUGGGUCGGCAAAGCGAACAACGAUCUUGAAGCCUGGCUCAUGAGGAUGUGCGACAAUGCCGAGAAAACACUCCGAUCCAUCGAUAAUGGCGAUAAAGAGAAUGUCGAGGAUUAUCCCACCGUCUACGCCCAGCUCCGAAACAGUCUACUGAAGGAUCUUUCAAAAUCGGAACAAGAUCUGUGUGUGGAGGACACGGUCCAAUCUCUUCGCCUAGAAAUCGCAAGCGAACUGAUUGAUCAUACCCUAGCAGGCUUCGAUACUUCUAGCAUCACCCUAACCUGGCUCGCCUGGCAACUCAGCCGUCCGGAGAACUCCCACUGGCAAAAAAAUCUCCACCAGGAGCUCAAAUCUUCCGUCCCUUCCACACACGAUGCCAAAGCUCUCGAUUCUCUCCCCAUUCUCCACGCCAUCUCCAUGGAAACCCUCCGCCUCCAUGCCGCAAUCCCAGGAAACCAACCUCGCAUCACACCACCCAACACCUCCCUCGGCGACGCUGAACAAGGAAUCCUCUACCCGAACCUGCCCAGCAACGUGCGUGUCCAAUCUCAAGCCUGGACGCUCCAUCGCAACCCCAAAAUCUUCCCUGAUCCCGAAAAAUGGGAUCCGUCGCGCUGGCUCCCUACCCCUUCAAAAGAUAUGACUCGGUGGUUCUGGGCUUUCGGAUCCGGAGGGAGGAUGUGCGUCGGGUCGAACUUGGCGAUGCUGGAUAUGAAAGCUACGAUUGCUGGGGUUUGGGGGAAGUUCAAGACUGAAACUGUGAGAGAUGAGGGCAUGGUGCCAAAUGGAGGAUAUAUGGCUGAGCCACUGGGCGUCGGCCCAGGCGGGAAGAAAGGAAUUGGGAAGGGAAGGGAGUUUUUAAUUUGUCGGUUGACGAAGCUUUGA
Lecanosticta acicola is the source of this 1617-nucleotide messenger RNA. NCBI's taxonomy places the organism in Eukaryota, Fungi, Ascomycota, Dothideomycetes, Mycosphaerellales, Mycosphaerellaceae. The record is from the annotation of a GenBank genome assembly.